Phytomonas sp. EM1 is the source of this 687-nucleotide messenger RNA. NCBI's taxonomy places the organism in Eukaryota, Euglenozoa, Kinetoplastea, Trypanosomatida, Trypanosomatidae. The record is from the annotation of a GenBank genome assembly.
AUGUUCAGCAGGCUUUUUGGGAAGGACAAGGGCUCGAAGUCUUCUCAAGGCGGCAACAAUGUGUUAGGCAGCAUCGAGAAAAUUGAUAGCUCCAUUGAGCUGCUCGAAAAGCGGGAAGCCCUGCUAGAGAAGAAAGUAAGUGAGGAAAUCGAGAAGGCGAAGGCAUUCUAUGUGCGUAAAAAUCAAAAUGCCGCCUUACAGUGCAUGAAGCGAAAGAAGAUGUAUGAGGAACAGCUUCAGAGCUAUGUGAGCCAAAAACAAAACCUAGAAACGCUUCGCUUCACCGUGCAGAACCAGGCCAUGAACCAGGAGGUGCUGAAAGCGCAGCUCUCCGCGAAGGAGGAUCUCAAGCGAACAAACAAGCGCCUGAAUGCGGAUAAGAUCGAAGAGAACAUGGACGAACUGAUGGAGGAGAUCGACAAGACGAAGCAGGUGAGCGAGGCGUUACGGCAGCCCCUCGGCGGCGAGGUUAUUGACGAGGAUGAUUUGUUGCAGGAGUUGGAGUUAGAGCUGGAGUUGAAUCCGGAGAAGGUGGAGAGCGGACAUGCGAAAGUUGAAGAGGUUAAGCUUCCAGAUAUGCCAGCGGUUCCAUCCUCCAAGCUCCCUUCUAUUUCGCAAACGGCAAAGAUGCAAAAAGAGGACGAAGAAGAACUCCUCAAAGCACUUGAAGAGAAGUUGGCAAUUUGA